Arabis nemorensis is the source of this 450-nucleotide messenger RNA. The record is from the annotation of a GenBank genome assembly. Lineage: Eukaryota; Viridiplantae; Streptophyta; Magnoliopsida; Brassicales; Brassicaceae.
AUGCUGGUGAAGAAAUCUCUGAGUAUGCUGCGGAACAUGAUGCCUUGGAACAGAAGCCAUCACAGUGCAGUUGGAUUGUUAGUAAGGCAUUUUGCCACGAAACCCAAACCCAAGAUGAAACCGAUUGAGCUGAACACACCACCGGAGCAAACCCAGACGAUAACCAGGGUGAUCUUUGAUAUAUUGAAGGAGCAUGGACCUCUCACCAUUGCUGAAACUUGGGAUCGUGUCAAGGAAGUGGGAUUAAGAGGGCUAACGAGCAAGCGUCACAUGAAGAUAAUACUAAGGUGGAUGAGAGAGAGACAGAAGCUGAAGCUCAUAUGUAACCAUGUUGGUCCUCACAAGCAGUUCUUGUACACUACUUGGUUCACCAAACACAACCCUUCUAAAUUCCCUAAGUCGCCUGAAAAACUCACCAGAAAAUCCUCUGGCGACCCUAAACUUCCAUGA